Messenger RNA from Cryptotermes secundus, 2142 nucleotides. RefSeq lists its product as uncharacterized. The record is from RefSeq and is a predicted model, not a curated record. NCBI's taxonomy places the organism in Eukaryota, Metazoa, Arthropoda, Insecta, Blattodea, Kalotermitidae. The coding region runs from base 166 to 927 and encodes 253 amino acids. The transcript is spliced from 6 exons.
UAGUCUAAGCAGAAUCGGACGCUCCUCAGUCGCAGACCAGUGUUACACCCGUCAACAUCUUCGUCGUCCGAGUCCUAGUUGACGCACUCACCGAAUAUCGGCAUCCAGAGUUUCUGAUACUCAGCAUCCGUUUGAGCGAGAGUUUCUGUACCGCAGACUAUCAAGAUGAUGCUCAAGAACCAUUUGGACAUCAUAGGCAGGAAUGAGCCGAUACAGAGGAAGGCCAAAUUUUGGCAGUCCUACGUGAGGGCUCUCAAGGGCACGGACGACAUGCGAGCCCCUGACCGCGUCACGCCCCGCCCCCGCGGCGUCUUCCGACCCCUUCUGGCUGAUUUCCCCGAGCUCUCCAGUGGCUGGCCCUAUAACAAGUCCAUAUAUGACGAGCCCAUCCACGCCGUGGACCGCAUCUCAGUGCCCGGUUACCGCUACCUGCCUGUAUCCCGCGAGAUCUACGGCUACUCGCCACGGAAUCUCUACCCGGCGCCCUACAGGCCGGCGCCUAUUUACGAUGCGAAAAAGGCUUGGGAUGAUCACCUGAAACGCCUGGCGGAUAUCGACCGCCUGUACCCCAGCAAGUACCCCUUGUCAGCACGACAUACCACGCCCAGUCCUCUGAAAGAGCUGACACCCCUCUCAGUCGAGCCCAAAGAGAAGAUUGGUUACAACUAUGCUGGUGUGCCUAUCUACAAUCGGGGAGGAUACACCCGACGUCCUUUGUCAGAGCUCUUCGAGCCCGUGACAUCUCUCCCCCUGUCACGACUGACCCGCGAUCCUUGGUGGUGGGCGUACCCCUCGCUACGCCCUUACACCUUGCCAACGAGCUGGUAUAAGUCGCCCUUCUAUUUGCGUGACAGCUACCUAUCUCCUGUCAAGAGGACCUACCUAUGGGGACAGCACCCCAUCAGACCUUUCGCUCACGUCUUCUAAGCCUCUGGUUGUAACAAGGAGCCGCCCGACCUGAAGCCCGUUUCCGGAUAAAGCCCCAUCAUCAUCAUCAUCCAGACCCGUGGUUGUGUUGAAGUACUCACUGGCUCGCAUGUCGCGUCAAUAUUGACAGCACUCAAAAUUUCUUCCACUUAAAUUUUAUUCUCUCAUAUGUAGUUAUCAAACGAAGGAAUAUACACUUAUACAGUCCAGUUUAUUUCUGAAAAUACGAGAGGUACUGGAGUAAUAAAGCUUAAACCUGAACAGUUGCAGGUGUUAAGUAACAUAAUUCAUGUUUCGUGUGCUUUUGUUAGGUUUCUGAAUUCUGUGUAUCUCUUCUUACUAACCAAAGUAAGCAAGUCCAUGUGAGUGAUAUAACAAGAUAUUACUAAUACAGCUCAUGCCACAUUAUUUCACACUGCCGCCUACUGGCUUUAAAUAUAAAACAUAAAUAUAUUAGGAAAAAUCCGAAUUUAACUUUGGAAUGUUAUAUAUUUAUUUAUCCCCACUUGGAGUUAGUUAUUAAACCUUUCAGACUAAAGGUAUGAGGAAGAAACCCUCUCGUGUUGUUCAUUAUUGUCCUCUUUUUCUGUCUUUUCUUAACAGAAUUUCUUAUUCCUCUUCUUCCUCUCACACUCAUCCUUUUCCUCCACCUCGCCCAUCUCCCUUUCUCCUCCUAUUCUUCCUUUCCCUUUUCUCCUACUUCUCGUCCUACUUCUUCCUCUUUUUAACAUUUCUCUUCUCAUCAUUGUAUUAUUUCUUUGCUUCUGUUCUCUCUCUUUCAUUCUCUUCAAUGUCCUGACCUGCACAGCCGUGAUUUCAGGAUAUGAAAGAGUUCAUAUUUUAAAUGAGAAGGAACAUUUGCUAAUUUCUAUGGACACUGCGUCUUGAAGACACUCGUAGCUAAUUCAGUUUCGUAGCAUUUGUAAUGACUACAGUUAACUAUUUUUAGUAGCUGAACUGAUAGCAUACGAUGAGGUAUAACGUUUGAAUAGACAGACGUCAUAGAAUUAUUUCAUAUUACCGUAUAUCUUAAUACGUAUCGCAUUUCAAUAUUCAAGCCUUGAAGAAGCCGUGUAAAUUCAUCUUCGAAACGAAAAAAAUGUCUGAUAGGUGAUGAAGAGUCACUUUAUACAUUUUUUGAAGACCAUCUCGUAAUGUCUGGUACUUUCAAUGUAAGUUCCACAGCCCAAGACCAGUGGAAUACAAAGACCGAAC